This is a messenger RNA of Molossus molossus (Pallas's mastiff bat), 1202 nucleotides long. It is a transcript of the gene MAGIX, whose product is annotated as MAGI family member, X-linked. NCBI's taxonomy places the organism in Eukaryota, Metazoa, Chordata, Mammalia, Chiroptera, Molossidae. The record is from RefSeq and is a predicted model, not a curated record. The transcript has 6 exons. Bases 1 to 996 code for a protein of 331 amino acids. Gene Ontology annotation, molecular function: protein binding.
AUGGAUCCGCACGCGGGGGGCGCCACGGACUCUAGGGGGAGCAGAGGAGGUCGCCGCGCUCGCCAGACUGCAGGCUCCAGCGCCCUGCAGCUCCUGGCGCGGCUGGACGCGCGCCCCCUGGCGGCCAGAGCUGCGGCCGACUUGGCUGCGCUGGUACGCAGGUCUGGGGCCACACUGGGCCUGCGCCCCAAAGACGCUAUUAGCGAGCUGGAUUCUGCAGACAUAGAGGUCACAGACAGUCGCCUGCCUAAUCCCACUUUUGUGGAACACCAGACCCAGCAUCGUCGGUCAGAGACCUUGGGUACAUGCAUCGGGCCACCCCAGGUGACUCAGGUUAAGGCACGUUGUGCUUCGAAGCCACCCCAGGCCUAUGGUCAGUUCAGUGUGGAGCUGGUUCGCAGUUCCGCAGGCUUUGGCCUCACACUAAGUGGAGGCCGAGAUGCAUCCAGGGACACUCCACUGGCAAUACGCGGGCUGCUAAAGGAUGGGCCAGCACAGCGCUGCGGUCGCUUGCAGGCUGGUGACCUUGUGCUGCAAGUCAACGGGGAGUCCAUUCAGGGUCUCACCCAUGCCCAGGUCGUGGAGCGGAUUCGCACAGGUGGUCCCCGGCUCCACCUUAUGCUGAGCAGGCCUCUUGAGACCCACCCCAUUAAGACAGAGAAGGGGGGAGGACUCCGGAAAGGAAAUGAUUGUAGUCCAGAUCCUGAGGGACCAGAGGUGACAAGGUCUCGUAGCUCCGGCGCUUAUGCACUUCAGCAACCUCGAUCCCGUAUGACCCCCAAGACCCAGGACAGCCCAGAGCCUAGCCCAGAGCGGGCAGCUGAGGGUCUUUCUGUUUCUCCUCCUGAACGCUGCAUGGAGGACCCCGACGACGCAUCCCCAGGUUCCCCAGGACCCUGGCUGGUGCCAAGCGAGGAACGGCUCUCGAGGGCCCUAGGUGUCCCAGGGUCCGCGCAGCUUUCCCUGGAGAUGGCAGCUGGAAGGUGGAGGCACUGAGCAUCAUCUGAUGGCUGGGUGCUCACUUGGUACUGCCCCACCUGGAUUUGGCGUGCUCAGUGAGUCGCGCACUAGCAUCACAAGCAGAUCUACUACUUGGCCUCGUCCCCCCUCCUGCUGCUCAGUCAACCAGCCCGCGUUCCCCUCGCGGUGUCAGUGGUACGGCCCUCCCUGACCCGCCAGCCUGCACUUCUUGUUUUGGGCGG